AAAUCACAACAGUUGAUGCAGGUGCUAUUGAUUUUAUAUAAAAAAAAAACUAUUGUUAAUCUCAUCAAACUGUUUGUUUCUACGUUUUGUUCCUUGGCCUUAGAUUCAGCACUUGUGUCUUACUGUACCUGGUUCAGUGGGUCAGAGGUUUGAAGUGCGUCCUGACCUGAAGACCAAGGUCCAAAAACUGUUUGACUUUUUUUUUUUUUUUUUUUUUGUCACCUCUGUUGGUUGUGUUUGGGGUGGUGUGUGUGUGUGCGUCCACUUGGCUGAGGCACACGCUGACAGUAAAUAGAUGGAUUCGGCCGUGGGGCCCUGCAUGUGCCACCCUGGUGGGAGGAGAGGACGGGGCGGAGGGGAGGGGAGGUCCAGCAGGGCGCGGUUUUCUCCUUCUUCUCCUGCGGCACCUCAUCUACACUGUGUAGUAGGAUCUCUUCCAUUUCCAUUUCUGCCAGCAGCCCUGCGCCACAGGGACGCAUUGAGAAAAAAGCCGAGAGGCAGAAACCACUGCGGGGACACCCUUUGACCGCCGUGCCCAACAGGCGCAGCCUGCCUACGCACUGCGCGCCUCCCUGUCUGUGUGUCUGUGUGUCUGUCUGUGGACCUUUUUUCUCACAGCACCGACACAUACAUACUCUCUCUCACACACACACACACACACACACAGAGAGAGAGAGAGAGAGAGAGACCGCUUUGAACCUGUCUGCCAAGAUAAACCCACCUCGCCUAUUUAUGCUCCAGCCUCUGCGCGCAAUCGGGAAAGGAGCGCGUCCUCUGCGCACAGGGACAGGUUCACUGGUCUUCACUCAGGCGCACUGGACACUUUUACGCGCCGGGAUGGCAACUUUUAGGGACUACGGAAUGAGUCCUGCUCCCGUACCUCCCCUCUAAGAACUAGCACACAAAAGAAGAAAUCCAGCUCUGACUUUUUUUGGCACCCGGUGGCGGAAUGCUACUUCCGACGCUGGUGACGUUCCUCGCCGGGUGCGCCUUUCUACUCUCGCCGGUCAGUGAGGGCUGCGGACCGGGUCGAGGUUACGGCAAGAGGCGACCACAGAGGAAACUGGUUCCGCUCGCCUACAAGCAGUUCAGCCCCAACGUAGCCGAGAAGACUUUGGGGGCCAGCGGCAGAUAUGAAGGGAAAAUAACCAGGAACUCCGAGCGCUUCAAGGAGCUCACCCCCAACUACAACCCGGACAUCAUCUUCAAGGAUGAGGAGAACACAGGUGCAGACCGCAUGAUGACGCAGCGCUGCAAAGACAAGCUUAACUCUCUGGCCAUCUCUGUCAUGAACCUCUGGCCUGGGGUUCGCCUGCGGGUCACUGAGGGCUGGGACGAGGACGGCCAUCACUCUGAGGAGUCGCUGCACUACGAGGGCCGGGCGGUGGACAUCACCACCUCAGACCGGGACAGGAACAAGUACGCCAUGUUGGCACGACUGGCGGUGGAGGCUGGGUUUGACUGGGUCUACUAUGAGUCCAAGGCCCACAUACACUGCAGCGUCAAGUCAGAUCACUCCGUGGCGGCCAAGUCUGGAGGUUGUUUCCCCGGAGUGGCUCAGGUCACCUUGGAGAGUGGCCUUCAGAAGGCCAUCAGAGACCUGAGGCCCGGUGAACGGGUCUUGGCUUUGACAGACCAGGAUGAGCUGGUCUACAGUGAAGUCCUCACCUUCCUGGACCGAGACCCCCAGAGCCAGAAACUCUUUUACACCCUGCAGACAGAAUCCGGGGCACGGCUCUCCCUCACUGCCGCUCACCUGAUCUUUGUUUCUGAAGGGAACUGUUCAGAGGGAACAGUACCAGCGCUGGGAGAACUCACAGCUGUGUACACCAGCGACGUCAGGCCGGGACAGUGCGUGCUGGUGCUGGACGGUAAAUCAGGGAGUCUGUCUCGGGUCACCACGGUCUCCCUGAGACAAAUGCAGGGGGUCUUUGCGCCUCUGACCCAGCAGGGCACACUGGUGGUGGACGGCGUGGUGGUGUCGUGCUACGCUGUGGUGGAGCAGCACUCUCUGGCCCACUGGGCCUUCACCCCACUCAGGCUGAUGCAUAGCUGGACUGGCACCACGGGAGGCCACGGUGACGGGGUCCACUGGUACUCAAGGGUUUUACACUGGCUGGGAACGCUGCUGCUGGACACUGGACGGCUCCACCCUCUGGGCGUGGCUCAGAAUGACAGGUGAGGGUAAAAAAAAAA
Messenger RNA from Cynoglossus semilaevis (tongue sole), 2196 nucleotides. RefSeq names its product Indian hedgehog signaling molecule. Gene Ontology annotation, biological process: intein-mediated protein splicing; protein autoprocessing; cell-cell signaling. NCBI's taxonomy places the organism in Eukaryota, Metazoa, Chordata, Actinopteri, Pleuronectiformes, Cynoglossidae. The transcript has 3 exons. The record is from RefSeq and is a predicted model, not a curated record. Bases 950 to 2182 code for a protein of 410 amino acids. Gene Ontology annotation, molecular function: calcium ion binding; patched binding.